Frieseomelitta varia is the source of this 806-nucleotide messenger RNA. It is a transcript of the gene Cnep1r2, whose product is annotated as nuclear envelope phosphatase-regulatory subunit 1. The record is from RefSeq and is a predicted model, not a curated record. The transcript has 4 exons. Gene Ontology annotation, cellular component: cytoplasm; Nem1-Spo7 phosphatase complex. Lineage: Eukaryota; Metazoa; Arthropoda; Insecta; Hymenoptera; Apidae. The coding region runs from base 150 to 530 and encodes 126 amino acids.
UACAUCUACAAAUAAAUUUUUAACUGUUACGAGAUAAAAAUCUAAUGUGUAAUGAUAAUUUAUAUUUUCAACUGAAGUGGUGUGAAUGACUUAAUCUUGUAGCCGAAGUUAUUUUUAACUUUCCCGGCUUAAAUGUAUACACAUGAAAAAUGUCUUUAGAUCAAACAGUGUGCGAGGAUUUGAAAGCUUUCGAAAGACGACUUACCGAAGUGAUUGCUAGUUUACAACCAGCAACUCUACGGUGGAGAAUACUACUUGGUUUCAUUUCUGUGUGUACUGCUGUGGGCGCAUGGCAUUGGUUAACAGAUCCAAAUACAUCAGCCGUAUCAUUUACACAAAGUUUAUACAAUCACCCAUUCUUUGCAAUUGCUAGUAGCAUUUUAUUUAUAUUGUUCAUAAUGGGAGUCCAUAGACGCGUAAUAGCACCAAGUAUUAUAACUCAAAGAGCUAGAAGUGUUCUCAGUAAUUUUAACAUGAGUUGUGAUGAUACUGGAAAACUCAUCCUUAAGCCAACGAGAUCAAGAUCAUGAAAAUUAAAAAGAAAUGGACAUAGGUUUUGUGUUAAUUUUCGAAGUGUUUAUAAGUAUUUGAAUUCCAAGAACAUAUACAUAUAAUAUAAAACACAUUCUUUACAUUCAUGUAAGAUUAUUUUUAUCUCGUAAUCACAUUGGAGAUAAUGUAUACAAAAUUUUGCAUUUCAUAAAUUUAUUCUGGAGAAUGAUAAAAAAUGUUUAAAUUAUAUAUAUAUAUCUUGGAUUUAUUUUGGAGACUCUUGAAUAAUAAACACAUACUGCUAUGAUAUAAUA